Messenger RNA from Chaetomium strumarium, 1675 nucleotides. RefSeq lists its product as uncharacterized. NCBI's taxonomy places the organism in Eukaryota, Fungi, Ascomycota, Sordariomycetes, Sordariales, Chaetomiaceae. The transcript is spliced from 2 exons. The coding region runs from base 490 to 1221 and encodes 243 amino acids. The record is from RefSeq and is a predicted model, not a curated record.
AUUACAGUACCUAUUACCCAACCGGCCCGGGCCAGCGACCUCGUCUACACAUGUCUCCGUAAACGCAAGAUAGGAGACGUCGUGGGUAGGUACCACGUAAUUCGCCAGACCCUCUUCACUUCGCACGACUGAACAGUGAGCACUCUCAUCCGGCAGGGUGCAGCUGAGAGCCUGAAGCCCAAUCUUCCCCGCAGCGAAAGUGCCUACGCCAAGCUCAAAACAGCAUACCUUAGCGAUCAAUAGCGCAAACCUUAUCAAACCAAUAUCGGUUCCGCCUCAGCCGCAAUGUCACGAUGCUCCCGACGCCCCGGCCCUAACCAGCUCGGGCGCGAGUGAGGCAGAAUGUGUCCGAGCCUCCCUACCAGGGGCUGCACAGUAUAAAGCCAUGGAAGCCAAGACGAGCGUUGGCCGCCCUCUCCCCCUUCCCGCCUUGGCCCUGCAGAGAAUCAGCGCCUCGUUUGCCAGUGCUCCUCAUAAUACGCCUCUCAAAUGCGUUGCCAACUCGCUCUCUCGGGCGCUCUUGCGGGCUUGCUCGCCCAAGUAGCCACCGCGACAACAUGCACCCCGGACAACGCGACCCCCGUUGAGUCUUUGGUCUCGUCUGGCGGAGGCGGCAGUGGCGGCGGGGGCGCCGAUAUCUUCGUCUCGUACAACCCGUUCGACGUGAUCAGCAACGCGGUCAAGAAGCGCACGACGCCCGACGCCCGGCUCGGCAACAUGGCCAACAUCCUGGUCGUCUCGCGCCGCGACAGCGCCAGCUCGGUGACCUGCGCCGCGACCGAGAUGUGUCUCUCGAUCCAGAAGUACCCCUUCUGCCUCGAUCUGACCAACGGCGACUUCCACGACGGCACGGGAAUCACAGGCAACGCCCUCUCGGGCGACUACACGCUCGCCGACGGCCGCAAGGGCAACCUGUACAACGGGCCGUAUCCGCAGCCGACCGGGGCGGGCGGUGCCAGUGCCCCGGCCACGACGGCGGCGGCGGCCUCGGCGGCAGGUGGUGCUGGUAGUGGUGAUGGUGGUGAUGCCGCCGAGUCUGCGACAGCAUCGCCCGGAACAGGCACCGGGGCGGCUGCUGGGGCUUCUCCGACGUCGACGGGGAAUAGCGGCCCGGCUGCUACCGGAAUAUUGCCCGGGAAGAAUGAUGCUGCCCCUCGAGCGGUUGGUGUCGCGGUCUUUGGGAGUGCCAUGGCGGUGUUGGGCGCUGUCUUGCUGCUCUAAUCUUGUUAUGUCUGCCCUAUUAGCUCAUGAAUUCACUACCCAGCCGGGCGAGCCCACCCUAGCCACAUGGCAUUCAUACACAUUAAGUAUGUCAAGGUAACGGGGUCAACACAGGUUGCAUUCCUUGCUUGAGGGAGGUCUAGAGCCCCUUGGGGACAUUGGGUCCUCAUGUACAAUACCGUACAAUAUAUGGAGAGGCUGGUUUUCCGUCUCCUGCCCCUAUUAUUGCCGUUACUAGGCUUUCAGUAUGGUCUUUACCCCUGAUUUCAGCAAAGGUCGUCACUUGCAUUUCUAUACCAUUCAGAUACGGGCUUUUUUGUUAUGGCAUAUACCAUGCAUCUACUUAGUACUACUAGUAGUACCUCGUCUACCUGAUUAGGUAAAGAAAGAACAAAGAAUCUUUGUCAGAGCAUACAGAUCAGAUUCCUAGGACCAGUAUGUUUAGUACUACGAG